This is a messenger RNA of Fusarium venenatum, 480 nucleotides long. RefSeq lists its product as uncharacterized. The record is from RefSeq and is a predicted model, not a curated record. NCBI's taxonomy places the organism in Eukaryota, Fungi, Ascomycota, Sordariomycetes, Hypocreales, Nectriaceae.
AUGUCGGACAUUUCAACUCCCAAGACCAACGCCUGGACUGAUGAGGCCAAGGCAAGUUGUCCUUACAUCUCUCGUUCAUCUAAUGAGCUUCUUCUACGCAUCAUCGCUCAGCUGAAGCCCGAGGGCAAGUCCAUCAACUGGAACGAGAUCACCAUGGAAGGCCGCACCAUGAAGAGCCUCCAGAAUCAGUGGACCGCUUUCAACAAGAAAAUCGAUGCUCUCAAGCAACAGGCCGCCGAUGCUCCUUCGCCUUCUGCAAAGAAGACUCCUGGUCGCAAGCGCGGUCCCAAGCCCAAGACCCCCAAGAUGGUCGGGUCCGAUGACGAUGACGAUGACUAUGGAAGUCCCAAGAAGUCUACCCCCCGCAAGCGCCGAGCUCCCAAAGCCGAAAUUGAUGAUGAGGCUUCUACCAAAGCCAUCAAGAUGGAACUCAACGAAACUAUCAAGGCAGAGGACGGAGAAUUCGACUAUGAAGUCUAA